ACAUUUCAGCAGUCUUCUCUACAGCAGAAAAGUAAAAAGAAGAACAAAGCUCCUAUUCCUGGUAAAAGCAAAAGACGGAUCUCAUGUAAAGAUCUUGGUCGAGGGGACUGCGAAGGCUGGCUUUGGAAAAAGAAAGAUGCCAAGAGUUAUUUUUCCCAGAAAUGGAAAAAAUACUGGUUUGUCCUGAAGGAUACAUCUCUAUAUUGGUAUAUCAAUGAAGAGGAUGAAAAAGCGGAAGGAUUCAUCAGUCUACCUGAAUUUAAAAUUGACAGAGCCAGUGAAUGCCGCAAGAAAUAUGCAUUCAAAGCCUGCCAUCCUAAGAUCAAAAGUUUUUAUUUUGCUGCUGAACAUCUAGAUGAUAUGAACAGAUGGCUAAACAGAAUUAACAUGCUUGCUGCUGGCUAUGCAGAAAGAGAGAGGAUCAAACAAGAGCAAGAUUACUGGAGUGAGAGUGAUAAGGAGGAAGCCGACACUCCAUCGACACCCAAACAAGACAGCCCACCACCCCCAUACGACACAUACCCACGGCCUCCUUCGAUGAGCUGCACAAGCCCUUACGUGGAGCCAAAACACAGCCGACUCUCGUCCACGGAGACCUCCCAGUCACAGUCGUCACACGAGGAGUUUCGCCCGGAGGCGGCAGGGAGCGCCACGACGGCGAGCCAGCGGCGCUCCUGGCAGGACCUCAUAGAGACACCACUGACAAGUUCAGGACUCCACUACCUGCAGACGCUGCCGCUGGAGGACUCUGUGUUCUCCGAGGCGGCCGUGGUCUCCCCUGAGCACCGGCGGCAGUCGACCUUGCCCACCCAGAAGUGCCACCUGCAAGACCACUAUGGCCCCUUCCCCCUCGUGGAGGGUGAGCGGAUGCAAGUGCUGAAUGGGAAUGGGGGAAAGCCCCGAAGUUUCACUCUGCCUCGGGAUAGCGGCUUCAACCACUGCUGCCAGAGCCUUUCAGUCGGUGCCAACGAUCACCACGAAGAAGUGCAGCAGAAGGAGGUGGAGGAGGAGGAGGAAGAGGAAGGCAAAGCAGCAGAAGAAAACCAGGAAGAUAAAA
Molecule: messenger RNA, 1057 nt
Organism: Fulmarus glacialis (Northern fulmar)
Lineage: Eukaryota; Metazoa; Chordata; Aves; Procellariiformes; Procellariidae
Product: connector enhancer of kinase suppressor of ras 2-like
Source: RefSeq, a predicted model, not a curated record